Suricata suricatta (meerkat) is the source of this 1420-nucleotide messenger RNA. It is a transcript of the gene DEPTOR, whose product is annotated as DEP domain containing MTOR interacting protein. Gene Ontology annotation, molecular function: protein binding. Gene Ontology annotation, biological process: intracellular signal transduction; negative regulation of TOR signaling. Lineage: Eukaryota; Metazoa; Chordata; Mammalia; Carnivora; Herpestidae. The transcript has 9 exons. The coding region runs from base 107 to 1333 and encodes 408 amino acids. The record is from RefSeq and is a predicted model, not a curated record.
ACUGCCCCUAACAAAGAUGGCGGGGCAGGCCUCCGUGAGGGCAGGCUGAUUUAACACCCAAACCCGCGGCGUCUGGGGAAGGCAGUGGUAGCGGCGCGGCCCGACCAUGGAGGAGGGCAGCGGCGGCAGCGGUGGCAGCGACAGCAGCACCGGCGGGAGCGGUGGAGCGCAGCAAAGGGAGCUGGAGCGCAUGGCCGAGGUCCUGGUGACCGGGGAGCAGCUACGGCUCAGGCUGCAUGAAGAAAAGGUUAUCAAAGAUAGGCGACAUCAUCUCAAAACCUACCCAAACUGCUUUGUUGCAAAAGAACUGAUUGACUGGCUGAUUGAGCACAAAGAGGCUUCCGACAGAGAGACAGCAAUCAAACUGAUGCAGAAGUUAGCAGACCGGGGCAUCAUUCAUCACGUGUGUGAUGAACAUAAAGAGUUCAAGGACGUCAAACUCUUCUACCGCUUUCGGAAGGAUGACGGCACCUUCCCGCUGGACAACGAGGUGAAGGCCUUCAUGAGAGGACAGAGGCUGUAUGAGAAGCUGAUGAGCCCUGAAAACACACUCCUGCAGCCCAGAGAAGAGGAAGGGGUCAAGUACGAGCGCACCUUCAUGGCGUCUGAAUUCCUGGACUGGCUGGUUCAGGAAGGUGAGGCCACCACAAGGAAGGAGGCAGAGCAGCUGUGCCACCGGCUCAUGGAGCACAGCAUCAUACAGCACGUGUCCAACAAGCACCCAUUUGUGGACAGCAACCUUCUCUACCAGUUCAGAAUGAACUUCCGGCGAAGGCGCAGACUGAUGGAGCUGCUCAAUGAGAAGUCCCCCUCUUCCCAGGAGACCCACGACAGCCCCUUCUGCCUGAGGAAGCAGAGCCAUGACAAUCGGAAAUCUACCAGUUUUAUGUCCGUGAGCCCCAGCAAGGAGAUCAAGAUCGUGUCCGCCGUGCGGAGGAGCAGCAUGAGCAGCUGUGGCAGCAGUGGCUACUUCAGCAGCAGCCCCACCCUCAGCAGCAGCCCCCCUGUGCUCUGCAACCCCAAGUCCGUGUUGAAGAGGCCCGUAACGUCGGAAGAACUCCUGACUCCCGGGGCUCCAUAUGCAAGGAAGACGUUCACGAUUGUUGGUGACGCCGUUGGUUGGGGCUUUGUGGUCCGAGGAAGUAAGCCAUGCCACAUUCAGGCCGUGGAUCCCAGCGGCCCUGCAGCGGCAGCGGGAAUGAAGCAACAAACCUGCACAUCCCAUGGAAUUUUCCUUCUGAACCAGGAGAGGCCAGGUUGGGCAAAACGUCGGAAGUUCCUAAUUAAAUUAAGCAAGACAGUUUGGGCAUCGCCGCCGCGACUUGUGGGAUGAUGAUCAACACAGAUGAAAAAAAUGCAUCUGUUAACUGUAUUCAAUGUGGUUCUUUUCCAGUUGAGUUCAGCAAAGUCGUGUGUGGAA